CUAAGACACCUCGAACUCGUAGCCGACGUAUACUGUGCAUCCCGUUCGCUCCUAUCUUUGCAAUCACGUAAAAGAUUGCUCCGUUGUUAUUUGGUGAACUGGGUCCGGGGUUCCAAUUUUUUCAUUGUUCGUUGAUCGGUGUGGUCUAGUGCAGUAAGUGCCGCGCGACUAGCGGUUUUACGAGCCCGAGGACCUCGACAACGACGGCACCGUGCAAUACCCAUUACAAUAUAGGAAUUAUGACCGAAUUAAUUAUCCUCGAUAUCAUUGGCUGAGCCGGAGAUCGAGUUACGUCGGAGGAUUUAUCGGUCACAGGUCUUCCCGAUUUCGCGUAUUACAACAAGAGAAACGAAAUGGAACACAGCACCGAACCGGAACACAACUUUUGUGCCGAUUCUCAGGGGCAGAUCCUCAAUUCUACCGUUAACCUUCACAUCAUCGCGACGACUGGGAAUAAUUUCCACCUCGCCGUACCCAGCAAUAGCACCGUCGAACAUUUGAAAAAGCUGAUCUCGAAAAGGCUGAAGGUCUCGGGCAGUAAAAUCUGCUUGCUGUUUAAGGACCGACAAUUAGAGCAUGGAUCACUGUCUGAGCACGGGAUUUCGGACGGGUCCAAAAUCAUGCUGCUGCCCAAUGUAGAAACUGGCCUUGUGAACCACCACCCCGAAAUCAGCAUCAUGCAGAUACUGGAAUCUCUAAACGACACCCAGGUGAACGAUUUUUUGUGCGGCAAGGCCCCGUUGAACCUCACCAUGCGUCUCGGCGAUCACAUGAUGUUUAUACAGCUGCAGCUCAGCUCGGUACCUUCAAAUAAUAGGUCGUCCCAUCACGUGCCCCUGACCCAGUGUCCGGACCCCCCCAAUGUGCACCAGGCCUGCAAAAACCUCCAGCGGGCGGUGCAACAGUUGUCCUCAGAUAUAACCGCCAAAAAAAGCAGAGGGGUGCAGCAGGAGAGCGUAUUUUCGGGAACGUUCAGCCGGGUCCUGAACCCGGUGCUGCAGGACUCGAAGGGUCGGCCCCACAGGGACGUCGGCACCAUCAUACAUAUCCUGAACGAUCUGCUGUGCUCGGUGCCGGAUCAGAACGGGUCGGGAGGCGGCGGUCCCUCCGCCGCGACGUCUAGCGACGCCGCCGACGCCGAGGGCGUCGCUUCCCCCGUCUCGGAUGUCGUCUUCGACGAGAACUCGGUGACCCGAAGCAAACUCGAUCAACUCAGGCUAGUCCUUGGCGAAAAGAGGGAAAGACGGAAGAGGCGGAAGCAGAAACCGUAUUCUCUGCCCCCACAGAACGAAGACGCGGUCUCCGUCUAGACAUUGUGAUAUAAAACGCCCCUCCCUUACCCCCUUUUAUUUCUCCGUUUGCACCGGGACCCGAAACCACGUGCCAAACCGAGUUAGUUAUCCUCCCGAUCUAUUCAUAAUCAUUUACGAUUUAGGACCACAGUUAUGUUUACGUCGAUAGUUUAAUUUGCAUGUGCCCUCGUUUUAGUUUUCGCAUAUUAUGACGGACGAAACUGUUAAAUACACACUAGUUUAUUUUA
Messenger RNA from Cylas formicarius (sweet potato weevil), 1540 nucleotides. RefSeq names its product midnolin homolog (gene stx). The record is from RefSeq and is a predicted model, not a curated record. The transcript has 5 exons. Gene Ontology annotation, molecular function: protein binding. The coding region runs from base 354 to 1310 and encodes 318 amino acids. Lineage: Eukaryota; Metazoa; Arthropoda; Insecta; Coleoptera; Brentidae. Gene Ontology annotation, cellular component: nucleus.